Messenger RNA from Nymphaea colorata (pocket water lily), 1243 nucleotides. RefSeq lists its product as uncharacterized. The transcript has a single exon. Lineage: Eukaryota; Viridiplantae; Streptophyta; Magnoliopsida; Nymphaeales; Nymphaeaceae. The record is from RefSeq and is a predicted model, not a curated record. The coding region runs from base 199 to 948 and encodes 249 amino acids.
AAAUGCCACGCAUAUAUAUAUAUAUAUAUUACCCCCGAACCCACUCGAAGGGUCAAAUUUACAGUACGCAAAAUAAAAGAGAGAAGAAACGCCAACCCUUCUUCUUCUUCCCUUACCUCUCUUUCUAGACUGACCUCUCGUUUCUUUGGAUCAAAAGGAAAAACAUCGUACUUCUUAUUCUGUCAGAGUGAAUGUCCCAUGAUGGGUGUCAAGUUUUUGAAUCUUCAGAUGCUUUCAUGGUGUUUUCAGGUGAUGGGCAGUCACCCGGCCUCUUGCUUGCAGUUGCCGCCCGAGCCCUCCCCUCUGAGAACGGUUAAGCUCAUUCAAUCAGAUGGAGUUGUCAAGGUCUACCACCAUGCGGUGAACGCAUCCGAGCUGAUGCACGAGUUCCCCAAACACCUUGUUUGCCAUUCCGACUCCUUCUGCAUCGGUCGAAAGAUCCCUGCUCUCUCUGCCGAUGAAGAGCUCCAGCUGGGCCAUAAGUACUUCCUUCUUCCCAAGCACUUCUUUCAAUCCGUCCUCUCUUUCGUCUCGUUGGCCUCCUUGGCUUCUUCUUCUUCCAGAGUCGUUAAAAACGUCGCGGGCAUUCGGCCCUUCGACAUAUCCAAGACGCCGGAGGGGUCGCUUCAGAUUAGAGUCUCCGACGAGUUCAUUGCAAAGCUCAUGGAGGAAGGAAAAGUAAAGGAAGAAGAUGAAGGCACCAACAGGAAAACGCAUCAGCAGCAACGGAAGCAAGUGCAGCCGAUCAAGGGGAAGGUGUGUACAACCGCACAGUUGCAGAAGGAUUACACGCAGCUAGUCGGUUAUAGGUCCCAACAAUGGAAACCCAAGUUAGAGACCAUCAGAGAAUCAGAAAAGAAAAGCAGUAGAUUUAGCAGGCCGUUUGGAAUCAAAAGAAGAAAGAAAGGAAGGUCAAAAGGCACACAGAAAAGCUGCCAGAAAUUUUGAAACGAGUUGGAGGUUUCCCCCCUUUUAAAGAGGCAAAAGAAGAAAAUGGACUGUAAAAUCUAAAGUAUUAGUUGGUGCAAUCAUUUUCCAUUUUCCUUUCAUCCUUGAUUUCUUACUUCAUCGGAUUGAGAACAUCAAGGGUGACUGGUCUCACUGUAAUAUUCCAUCGUGUAAAACUGGUACAGUUCUGUAGAGAGGGCUUUUCAUGGCCGUCCUGUUUUGGUUUCCCUUCUCUUUUUCUUCUUUUUCUCUCCUUCCAUGGAGGAUACCUGCACAGUCAAAGAUGAUGGAUGGA